Molecule: messenger RNA, 915 nt
Organism: Eremothecium gossypii ATCC 10895
Lineage: Eukaryota; Fungi; Ascomycota; Saccharomycetes; Saccharomycetales; Saccharomycetaceae
Gene: DST1
Product: transcription elongation factor DST1
Exons: 1
Coding region: 1-915 (304 amino acids)
Biological process (GO): transcription elongation by RNA polymerase II; DNA-templated transcription; regulation of mRNA 3'-end processing
Cellular component (GO): nucleus
Molecular function (GO): zinc ion binding; RNA polymerase II transcription regulatory region sequence-specific DNA binding
Source: RefSeq, marked provisional
AUGGAUGCUAAGGACGUUGUUACGCAUGUCAAGAAUCUAGAGAAGAACAAAUCGGAUGAGCAAACAGUGCUGCGGAUCUUGCGGAUCCUGGACAAAGAGUUGGUCGCCACGGAGAAGCUGUUACGGGAAACCAAGGUGGGAGUGAUAGUGAACCAAUUCAAGAAGUCGAGCAACGAUGAGAUUGCCAAGCUGGUCAAGAAGAUGAUUGGGACGUGGAAGGACGCCAUCACGAAGGAGAAGAAGAAGAAAGCGGCGGUAGCGGCUGGAGGGUCUGGGAGCGGCGCAGGAACUGCCGGCGGCGGCGCGCACAGCAGCCAUAGCGGCAACAGCGGGCCGCACGAGCCCAAGAUACAGGAGAAGUACCACGCGAAGGGGCCGCGCAGCGCCAAAAACGAUGGCGUCAACACAACGAUCUACGGCGACAAGCUGCGGGACAUGGUGAUACGGGCGUUCUACGAUGCUCUGGCGAAGGAGAGCGAGCACCCGCCACAGUCGAUCCUCGCUAUUGCGAUUGAUAUAGAGAAACACAUGUGGCAGCUUAACGACCCGGGGGAGAACGAAAAGGCCUACAAGGACAAGUACCGUGUUAUAUACUCAAACGUGAUUUCCAAAAACAACCGAGAUUUGAAGCACAAGAUCACCAACGGCGACAUAACGCCCGAAUAUCUAGUUAACUGCGACCCGAAGGAGCUGGCGCCGGAGCAUUUGAGAAAGAAGUUGGAGGAGAUUGCGAAACAGAAUCUAUUUAACGCACAGGGUGCCACCCUCGAGAGGUCGGUGACCGAUAGGUUCCAGUGUGGCAAGUGUAAAGAGAAGAAGGUGUCAUACUACCAGCUGCAGACGAGAUCCGCGGAUGAACCUCUGACGACGUUCUGCACCUGUGAGGUAUGUGGGAAUAGAUGGAAGUUCUCUUAA